Messenger RNA from Neofelis nebulosa (Clouded leopard), 7378 nucleotides. It is a transcript of the gene ITSN1, whose product is annotated as intersectin 1. Gene Ontology annotation, biological process: intracellular signal transduction; endosomal transport; clathrin-dependent synaptic vesicle endocytosis. Lineage: Eukaryota; Metazoa; Chordata; Mammalia; Carnivora; Felidae. The transcript has 40 exons. Bases 280 to 5445 code for a protein of 1721 amino acids. The record is from RefSeq and is a predicted model, not a curated record. Gene Ontology annotation, molecular function: guanyl-nucleotide exchange factor activity; protein binding; calcium ion binding. Gene Ontology annotation, cellular component: plasma membrane; cytoplasm; intracellular vesicle.
CGAGGGAGCAAGGGAGGGAGAGAAGGAGGUAGAGAAGAGCGGAGGAGAGGGGAGGGAGCGCAGCUUGGUUGCUCCGUAGUACGGCGGCUCGCGAGGCAGAAUCCCUAGCGGGCUCCGGGACGCACGGAGAGGCGGGCAGGCGGGCGGGGAUGGUGUGUUGGGCUGAGGCUCCUGCGUCCCUCUCCGCCGCAAGUGAGCUGCACUGAUUUGUCCCUGGGGCGGCAGCGCGGACCCGCCUGGAGAUGAGGCGUCGAUUAGCAAGGUAAAAGUAGCAGAACCAUGGCUCAGUUUCCAACACCUUUUGGAGGCAGCCUGGAUAUCUGGGCCAUAACUGUAGAGGAAAGAGCAAAGCACGAUCAACAGUUUCAUAGUUUAAAGCCAAUAUCUGGAUUUAUUACUGGUGAUCAAGCUAGAAACUUUUUUUUUCAAUCUGGGUUACCUCAGCCUGUUUUAGCACAGAUAUGGGCGCUAGCUGAUAUGAACAAUGACGGGCGAAUGGAUCAAGUGGAGUUUUCCAUAGCUAUGAAACUUAUCAAACUGAAACUGCAAGGGUACCAACUCCCUUCCACACUUCCCCCUGUCAUGAAACAGCAGCCGGUCGCUAUUUCUAGUGCACCAGCCUUUGGAAUAGGAGGCAUCGCCAGCAUGCCGCCACUCACAGCUGUUGCUCCGGUGCCAAUGGGAUCCAUUCCAGUUGUCGGAAUGUCUCCACCUCUAGUAUCUUCUGUUCCUACAGCAGCAGUGCCUCCCCUGGCUAACGGGGCUCCCCCUGUUAUACAACCUCUACCCGCAUUUGCUCAUCCUGCGGCCACAUUGCCAAAGAGCUCUUCCUUCAGUAGAUCUGGUCCAGGGUCACAAUUAAACACUAAAUUACAGAAGGCACAGUCAUUUGAUGUGGCUAGUGCCCCUCCCGCGGCAGAAUGGGCUGUCCCUCAGUCAUCCAGACUGAAAUACAGACAGUUAUUCAAUAGUCAUGACAAAACUAUGAGUGGACACUUAACAGGUCCCCAAGCAAGAACUAUUCUUAUGCAAUCAAGUUUACCACAGGCUCAGCUGGCUUCAAUUUGGAAUCUUUCUGACAUUGAUCAAGAUGGAAAACUCACAGCAGAAGAAUUUAUCCUGGCUAUGCACCUGAUCGAUGUAGCGAUGUCUGGCCAACCACUGCCACCUGUCCUGCCUCCAGAGUACAUUCCGCCUUCCUUUAGACGAGUUCGAUCUGGCAGUGGUAUAUCUGUCAUCAGCUCAACGGCAGUAGAUCAGAGGUUACCAGAGGAGCCAGUUUUAGAAGAUGAGCAACAACAGCUAGAGAAGAAAUUGCCCGUAACAUUUGAGGAUAAGAAGCGUGAGAAUUUUGAGCGUGGCAACCUGGAACUGGAAAAGCGGAGGCAGGCUCUCCUGGAACAGCAGCGCAAAGAGCAGGAGCGCCUGGCCCAGCUCGAGCGCGCGGAGCAGGAGAGGAAAGAGCGGGAGCGCCAGGAGCAGGAGCGCAAGAGACAACUGGAGCUGGAGAAGCAACUGGAAAAGCAGCGGGAACUAGAACGGCAGAGAGAGGAGGAGAGGAGGAAGGAAAUCGAGAGACGGGAGGCUGCAAAACGAGAACUUGAAAGGCAACGACAACUUGAAUGGGAACGGAAUCGAAGACAAGAACUACUCAAUCAAAGAAACAAAGAACAAGAAGACAUAGUUGUACUGAAAGCAAAGAAAAAGACUCUGGAAUUUGAAUUAGAAGCUCUAAAUGAUAAAAAGCAUCAACUAGAAGGAAAACUUCAAGAUAUCAGAUGUCGAUUGACCACCCAAAGGCAAGAAAUUGAGAGUACGAACAAAUCCAGAGAGUUGAGGAUUGCAGAAAUCACCCAUCUACAGCAACAGUUACAGGAGGCUCAGCAAAUGCUUGGAAGACUUAUUCCAGAGAAACAGAUACUCAAUGACCAAUUAAAACAAGUUCAGCAAAACAGUUUACACAGAGAUUCACUUCUGACACUCAAAAGAGCGUUAGAAGCAAAAGAAGUGGCUCGUCAGCAGCUCCGAGACCAACUGGAUGAAGUUGAGAAAGAAACCAGGUCAAAACUACAGGAGAUUGAUAUUUUCAAUAAUCAGCUGAAGGAACUGAGAGAAAUACAUAAUAAGCAACAACUCCAGAAACAAAAGUCCAUAGAGGCCGAACGUCUGAAACAGAAGGAACAAGAGCGAAAGAUCAUAGAAUUAGAAAAACAAAAAGAAGAAGCCCAAAGACGAGCUCAGGAGAGGGACAAGCUGUGGACUGAGCACACGCAGCCGGACAAUGAGCAGCAGCGGCCGAGGAAGAUUCACGAUGAAGAGAAACUCCGAAGGGAGGAGAGUGUCAAGAAGAAGGACGGUGAGGAGAAGGGCAAACUGGACACACAGGACAAGAUGAGUCGGCUUUUCCAUCAGCAUCAAGAACCCGCCAGGCCAGCUGUCCAGGCACCCUGGUCCACCACAGAAAAAGGCCCACUUACAAUUUCCGCACAGGAGAAUGUAAAGGUGGUGUAUUACCGAGCGCUCUAUCCCUUUGAAUCCAGAAGUCAUGAUGAGAUCACGAUCCAGCCCGGAGAUAUAGUAAUGGUUAAAGGGGAAUGGGUGGAUGAAAGCCAAACUGGAGAACCGGGCUGGCUUGGAGGAGAAUUAAAAGGAAAGACAGGAUGGUUCCCUGCAAACUAUGCAGAGAGAAUCCCAGAAAACGAGGUUCCUGCUCCAGUCAAACCUGGGCCCGACACGACCUCUACCCCUGCACCCAAACUGGCCGUGCGUGAGACCCCCGCUCCUGUGGCUGUGACCGCUCCAGAGCCCUCCACGACCCCCAACAACUGGGCUGAUUUCAGCUCCACGUGGCCCACCAGCACGAAUGAGAAGCCAGAAACCGACAACUGGGAUGCGUGGGCAGCCCAGCCCUCACUCACCGUCCCAAGUGCAGGCCCGCUACGGCAGAGGUCAGCCUUCACUCCAGCCACGGCCACGGGCUCGUCUCCAUCCCCUGUGUUAGGCCAGGGUGAGAAGGUGGAGGGGCUACAAGCGCAAGCCCUGUAUCCUUGGAGAGCCAAAAAAGACAACCACUUAAAUUUUAACAAAAACGAUGUCAUCACCGUCCUGGAACAGCAAGACAUGUGGUGGUUUGGAGAAGUUCAAGGUCAGAAGGGUUGGUUCCCCAAGUCUUACGUGAAACUCAUUUCAGGGCCCAUAAGGAAAUCUACAAGCAUCGAUUCCGGUUCUUCAGAAAGUCCCGCUAGUCUAAAGAGAGUAGCGUCUCCAGCAGCCAAGCCAGCCGUUUCGGGAGAAGAAUUUAUUGCCAUGUACACUUACGAGAGUUCUGAGCAAGGCGAUUUAACCUUUCAGCAAGGGGAUGUGAUUUUGGUUACCAAGAAAGAUGGUGACUGGUGGACAGGAACAGUGGGCGACAAGUCUGGAGUCUUCCCUUCUAACUAUGUGAGGCUUAAAGAUUCAGAGGGCUCUGGAACUGCUGGGAAAACAGGGAGUUUAGGAAAAAAACCUGAAAUCGCACAGGUGAUUGCCUGCUACACUGCCACGGGUCCGGAGCAGCUCACCCUGGCCCCUGGUCAGCUGAUUUUGAUCCGAAAAAAGAACCCAGGUGGAUGGUGGGAAGGAGAGCUGCAAGCACGUGGGAAAAAGCGCCAGAUAGGCUGGUUCCCCGCUAAUUAUGUAAAACUUUUAAGCCCUGGGACAAGCAAAAUCACUCCAACGGAGCCACCGAAGCCGACGGCGUUACCGGCAGUGUGCCAGGUGAUCGGCAUGUACGACUACAUCGCCCAGAACGACGAUGAACUGGCCUUCAACAAGGGCCAGAUCAUCAACGUCCUCAACAAGGAGGACCCCGACUGGUGGAAAGGAGAAGUCAAUGGACAAGUGGGGCUCUUCCCCUCCAACUACGUGAAGCUGACCACAGACAUGGACCCAAGCCAGCAAUGGUGUUCAGACUUACACCUCUUGGAUAUGCUGACCCCCACUGAAAGAAAGCGGCAAGGAUACAUCCAUGAGCUCAUUGUGACAGAGGAGAACUAUGUGAAUGACCUCCAGCUGGUCACAGAGAUCUUUCAGAAACCCCUGAUGGAGUCUGAGCUGCUGACAGAGAAAGAGGGUGCUAUGAUUUUUGUUAACUGGAAGGAGCUGAUUAUGUGUAAUAUCAAACUACUGAAAGCGCUGAGAGUCCGCAAGAAGAUGUCUGGGGAGAAGAUGCCUGUGAAGAUGGUCGGCGACAUCCUGACCGCCCAGCUGCCGCACAUGCAGCCCUACAUCCGCUUCUGCAGCUGUCAGCUCAAUGGGGCUGCGCUGAUCCAGCAGAAGACGGAUGAGGCCCCGGACUUCAAGGAGUUUGUCAAAAGACUGGCAAUGGACCCUCGAUGUAAAGGGAUGCCACUCUCUAGUUUUAUACUGAAGCCUAUGCAACGGGUAACAAGAUACCCACUGAUCAUUAAAAAUAUCCUGGAAAACACUCCUGAAAACCACCCUGACCACAGCCACUUGAAGCACGCCCUGGAGAAAGCGGAGGAGCUGUGCUCCCAGGUGAACGAAGGGGUGCGGGAGAAGGAGAACUCCGACCGGCUGGAGUGGAUCCAAGGCCACGUGCAGUGUGAAGGCCUGUCCGAGCAACUUGUGUUCAAUUCAGUGACCAAUUGCUUGGGGCCACGCAAGUUUCUGCACAGUGGGAAACUCUACAAGGCCAAGAGCAACAAGGAGCUGUAUGGCUUCCUCUUCAACGACUUCCUCCUGCUGACCCAAAUCAUAAAGCCCUUGGGCUCAUCUGGCACGGACAAAGUCUUCAGUCCCAAAUCGAACCUGCAGUACAAAAUGUACAAAACACCUAUUUUCCUGAAUGAGGUUCUAGUAAAAUUACCCACUGACCCUUCUGGAGAUGAGCCCAUCUUCCACAUCUCCCACAUUGACCGAGUCUACACCCUCCGAGCCGAAAGCAUAAAUGAAAGGACUGCCUGGGUGCAGAAAAUCAAAGCUGCUUCAGAACUCUAUAUAGAGACUGAGAAAAAGAAGCGGGAGAAGGCGUACCUGGUCCGUUCCCAAAGGGCAACAGGUAUCGGAAGGUUGAUGGUGAACGUUGUUGAAGGCAUUGAGCUGAAACCCUGUCGGUCACAUGGAAAGAGUAACCCGUACUGUGAGGUGACCAUGGGCUCCCAGUGUCACAUCACCAAGACGAUCCAGGACACUCUGAAUCCCAAAUGGAAUUCCAACUGCCAGUUCUUCAUCAAAGACCUGGAGCAGGAGGUCCUCUGCAUCACCGUGUUUGAGAGGGACCAGUUCUCUCCAGACGAUUUUUUGGGUCGGACAGAGAUCCGUGUGGCUGACAUCAAGAAGGACCAGGGUUCCAAGGGCCCAGUUACAAAGUGUCUCCUGCUACAUGAAGUCCCCACAGGGGAGAUUGUGGUCCGCUUAGACCUGCAGCUGUUUGAUGAGCCAUAGGGAGCAGGCCCUGGUGUGCUGGUAGACUUCCUCCAGCCCAAGGCAGCAGGUGCGAUCUGGACAUGGGGUUGCUUUUCUAAGACCACCGUUGGAUGUUCAGCCACAGGGCAACGGGACAGUGAAGACAGGCCCCUCAAAACUUUUAGGAAUAAUUCUUGACAAUCCUUCCCCCGCCCCCAAACAAGUUCCCAUUUUAUGAAGCAGAACUGUCUUCCUUCGUCCUCACUGCAGGCCUCAUCAUGGCUUCUAGGGUCUUUGAAAUCCCAUAGCCCCCAGCUAGAUUUGGUUGGGAGUCUGGCCCAUCCCUGGGCCCGAGGCUUGGGUCUGGUCACUGUAAAAUAGAUUUAUAAAUGCAAUGUCUGUAUGUUUGGAGAACUCAUGUAACCCUCCACCAGUCCCCAGAUAGGCCCCUGGGCCCAUGAUGCCUAGUCCUUCGUGUGUUUUAGAAGUAACUAUGAAAGUCUUGCCAUUGCUUCAGAAUCUUAUUCCCCCACCGGGACCUUAUUUGAAAUGCUGCCCUGGAUAUGAUCAGUCGGGGAGGUGGUCUCCAAAUCAGACAGUGGGCUAGCUCUUUGAAGAGCUGGUCCAUGGAAGAUUCUAGCAGGUGCAUUGUUAGAGCCCUUCCAGUGCCCUCCAGGUCUUUUAUUGAUAGAUGUCAAUGAAAACUAUCACUAGCUACCUUCAGGUGAUCCAGUUUUGAUUUCCAGCAUGCUUGGAAGAUGGUUAAGGAAGCUUGUUAUCUACAAAGUUAUACUUUGUUGGAUUUAGAUCACCACAGGUCACCUGAAAGGCUACUUUACAAUGUCAUUGGGCCCUGGUUGCCACCCCAGUUGGAAAAUUCUCUUUGGUUUGGAGGUCCUACGAUGUUUCGUGACAAGAGUAAUCUCUGGUGACCAGCUCUGAGCCUGCUUUUGCUUGAAUGUGCCGGAUCCUGAUUGUCAUGGGAAAUUCUAGCAGCUGUCUUUGGUGUGUUCCCAAGAAAGAAACAUCCCCAAGACGUGAAAAAGAAAAGUCGUGAUCCGGAAGUGGGAUGGAAAGAUGUAAAGGAACUCCAUUACAUGCUGGGGGGAAGGCCCUAGGAGCAUACACGCCUCACAAAUCUGGGGAGGAAGACCCAAGACUCGUUCCCAUAUUCUUCCAUACGCAACCAACCUCUCAGUAAUGGAAACCCAUGUGCUUGUUGCCAGAGUCAGGAACGUAUGACCAUGUGCCAAGCUGUUUGGUUUGAGUUCUUUGAUUCCCCACCCCCCCCAAUAGCCAGGAGAUAGGCUGGUUAACUAGAUAAUAACUUGAUUUGCUAAUGAAAAGUGUGGGCCGUAUUUUGUUCGCAUGUUAAUGUUCUCCUAAUCCCAGUUUGUUGUGGUCAUGACAUGUUCUUUGCAUGUUCUCUUGGUACUGGAGUCCAGCUUUCCUGUGUUAGACAGUGUUCUCUUCAAUUGUAGGUCCUAAUUUAACUAGGGUUGUAGAAAUGCUUUGUAAGUGGUAGCAUUAACAUAGUGGCCGAGUCUCCACUUUGCUGGGAACUGAAUGCAUAGUGUCAUAAUUUCCCAUAAGAGCUCUGUCAUAUUUCAAGCAAUUUUUAAAAUGUGUGUGUUAGAAAGGGCAACAAAGUUUACAUUUCAUACUUUUAAGAAACACUUUAUUAUUUAUUUAUUGAAGAUAGUGUAGAAUUUUGUAUCGCGAACAAACAGACAUGAGUAUUUUUUAAAACAGACACACCCUUUAGUUAGAAACUUUCAACUGAACACUGUUACAGACCAAGGUGAACUUCAGGCAUGCAUUUGUUUACCACUUCCCAGAAGAAGAUAUAGUGAAAAUACCUUAGGUUUAUAUUUUUUUGACGUUGUUAAGAAACUGUGUGGAAUUAAAUCUAUAAAUAGACAUACAACUUAUGCUUUCCUAUUUCUAUACCCAAUACAGUUUGUUCAGUGUA